AUGGCUGGGGUUUACUAUGAGAUGCUACUGUCUCUUACCCUCUCCUUCCUUGCGCUUCCAGCCGUCGAUGCCUUGUAUCCCUGCAUGCCUCUUGGGCCAACUCCACAUGGGAAGUCACUUGCUCCAAGCCGCAAGAUGUGGACUGGAACUGAAGUUGCUCGACCGUCCUUGUUGAGAAUCUCAGGAACCCGUAUGACAAUCAAAAAGAUUGAGGUUCUUGUAUUUAUGGAUGUUGAUCAGGGCAAAGAAGCAAUGACGGCAUCGACGCUCGUUUGCGAGUCAGGCAGGCAGGGACUCGAGGAGGCUCUGAGCUCAGGAGACAAGACCAAGAUCGCAGACGCUCGUCUGCGAGGAGACAAGACCAAGAUCGCAGACGCUCGUCUGCGAGGAGACAAGACCAAGAUCGCAGACGCUCGUCUGCGAACCACCAUGUAUGCGCUCCCUCUGCAUCGAGCGGAUGGUGGAGAAGGAGCUUUCUUAUCAGCUUUGCAUCAGCUCGCUCAGAAAGUUAAAAUGGACACAAUUUUGUCGUCCUUGCAGCAAUCGCUUGAAGACCGACUUGACUCUGAAUGGAUGUCACCAUCAGGGGGUUUGAAGCCGAGCGAGAGGUUUAGUGCAAUGAAUCCAAUCGACCGAAUAGUACUGGAAGCCAACCAAGCCCGGGAUGCUACAUUCCUUUGCAUGAUCGAAGCCUGUUCUGGGAGCGGGAAAUCGCUUUGUGCUGUAGACUAUUUUGUUCGAAAUCCGGAUGAAAGCAUCUAUUUUCUCUUCAUCCCUACGGCGCAUGGAUACAGGCAAAGGAAAUACGAGGAGCAUGUGGAAAGCAUCUCAAAUCUGAUAAGCAGAGCCAUAGACUGCGAUGUUUGCGGGUUGGCAAAGUAUGCGAUUGCCGAAUCGGAGAUUGGUGCAAGUAUUGAGGCGUUCGAUGUCGAUGUAAACACAGAUGGUAGGAAAUGGCAUGUGUUGGGAGCUCUCGGCUACCUGUGGAAGGAGACGAAUACCAUUGCUCCAGUGUCUGUGCAGGAGGCUAAAAAAUGGAGACGGCGGUGGGUUCUCAUAGAUGAGACCAUCCCACCUCAGAAGGACGAAGGCAGGCUGUUCUCACCAAUUGCAAGAUUAGUGCUUGUGAGGAAGAUUUUGAUGAACUCCAAUAUUCGCUGCAUGAUGUUGGGGACGGAUGCUCUGGCCAUGGCUCUGGUCAUGAACUUCAGAAAGGGCUCAAACAGCUCGCCGUACAGUCGCGGUGCAGAUCAAAGAUUGUACUGCUUUACACAUCGGUCUCUUCCUCCAUACGUUCUGAGGUCGAGAGAAGAAGAAGAAAUAUUGAAAAGACUUUUCGGGGAAUCACAGGUUUUUGAGGUGCUCGACCACGUCAAUCCAUGGCUCUGCUCACUUUUCUUGGACCAAGCGCAGAGAAUGAAAGAUGUGGAACCAUCCACAUGCAUGCGACAAGUCUCGCGAAUUCUUCUGGACGAUGUCAGAAUGAUGAAACCGAACUUGAGAGACGAGUCGAUCUACUGCAUGUUUCAGAUUGCUGCGCAUCAGCAUUUCUCUCCCUUGCACAUCUCCAAGGGUUUUGCACAUUUAAAUGCAUGGUAUGGAAAUCCACCAACCCGAGGCAGUAUGGAGUCUAUUGUUGGAAUUUUCAUAGACGAGCUGGGAAGGAAUAUGUAUAUCAAUCACACGCCUAUACCGCACCUGACCUCAAGGUUCUCGUCUGCCCUUCAAGAUCCCAUCACGAUGGCUAUUUGUGCGGGAGGAGGACGACCUUUCCGCCAACGAUCAGCGCUUGAGGUCCUGCAGCAGAUACACGAAGAGGCAGCGAUUGGGAGUGAUCCUUUGAGCGGGGAUGCAUACAAGCGAGAUGGCAACGUGCUGGAGUCGUUCGGGGCAUUAGUCAUGAUUAUCAGCAGCUGGUCUCCUCCCCAGGACCUUCUGAAGAACAUCGCGUUUCAUUGCGGGUACAAGCAUGAGCAGAGAUGUGUAGACGACAUUCUUGCGUCGAUUGCAAGCAAAGAUAGUUUCAUAGAGAUUCUGAUUUCCUGCAUGUCCAACCUUGUUCCUGUGCUGGUUAGAGUGGAAGAUCAUGGUCUCGCUGCGGUCUUGGGUUUCUACACUCGAGACCAGGACAAAUCAGGCAGGGACGGCACCUUCGUGGGACCUGCUCCUGCAAGGAAGAUGCGAUUGAGAGGAGGAGCGGAGAUGAAGAAUUUGAAUUCUCCGCAUAUCUCGAAACAGUCUUCAAAUACGAUCUCCAGUCUGUUGUCUCAUGAUCUGGAUGUUAAUCUUUGCAUGGUACCCGAGAUUUCAGAAGGGGCUCUUGAAGAUUGCAUCAAGGAGCUUAGCUACGAGACAGAGUGGCUGAUAUUGCAUCUCAACAGGACAGGUGGCUGGACCGCCUUUUCGAAACAGAUGGAUGCAUCAGAUGACAAGAAGAGACAAGACAAGGAGGGAAUUGAGCUUCAAGACAAGUUUGCUCUGGUCAAGAGAAGAGUGCUGAUGGUCGUGGAGGUUGGAGCUCACACUCAACCUUUUUCCGAAUAA
Molecule: messenger RNA, 2544 nt
Organism: Guillardia theta CCMP2712
Lineage: Eukaryota; Cryptophyceae; Pyrenomonadales; Geminigeraceae
Exons: 5
Coding region: 1-2544 (847 amino acids)
Source: RefSeq, a predicted model, not a curated record